Centropristis striata (black sea bass) is the source of this 1039-nucleotide messenger RNA. It is a transcript of the gene eef2kmt, whose product is annotated as eukaryotic elongation factor 2 lysine methyltransferase. Lineage: Eukaryota; Metazoa; Chordata; Actinopteri; Perciformes; Serranidae. The record is from RefSeq and is a predicted model, not a curated record. The coding region runs from base 40 to 999 and encodes 319 amino acids. The transcript is spliced from 8 exons.
GGAAGUAAACACAAACACGUUGAACACGGAGAACAAAACAUGGAGCUUUCAGAGCAGAAGCAAAAGACGGAUAUUUUACGGGACUUUCAGGCGUCUUUCUUCGCGAUGAGUCGUCUGGUUUCAUUUCCCUGGACUUUUUUAGAAAAAGAUCUUGAAAGCAACAAAUCUUCAGAGCUGAUAUCUGACAUCCUGAAACAGACUUGUCUUCACUCUCUGAGCCAGAAGUUUCCACCAUCAGUCCGUUACAGGAAGCUGUUUCUCUCUGAGCUCAUCAAACGGCAGGAGGCGGCCGGCUGCGAGCCUCUGGACGAACUGUACGACGCUCUGGCUGAAGUGGUCGGAGCUGAAGACACGACUGAGUGCUACAAGAGCUACUUACUGCCCUGUGGGGACGCCGUCAGCCUGCAGGAGAGCGUGGCUCUGAUCUCAGAGGGGACCACCGGCCUGGUGACCUGGGAGGCCGCUCUCUACCUGGCAGAGUGGGCUCUGGACCACCGGCACACCUUCACUGGCAGGACGGUUCUGGAGCUGGGCAGCGGUGUGGGGCUCAGCGGCAUCACCAUCUGUCGCUCCUGCAGCCCGGACAGAUACGUGUUCAGCGACUGUCAUCCCAGAGUCCUGCAGACACUCAGAGACAACGUCCGGCUGAACGGCCUCACCGAGGACACGUCUCCCAUGGUCAGCGUGCAGGAGAUGGACUGGACGAGCACGACGGAGGAACAGAUCAGACGGAUCGGGGUGGACACGGUCAUCGCUGCAGAUGUGGUGUAUGACCCAGAUGUUGUGGAGAGUUUGGUGGAACUUCUCUCUCUGAUCCUGAGCUGUUCGUCUCCUGACGUCUUCAUCUGCUCCACCGUGAGAAACCCAGAGACGUACGGCGGCUUCAAGCAGCAGCUCGAAUCUGCAGGAAUCAGCCACGAUGUGAUGACAGCAGCUGUCAGCCACGUGUUUCCCUACAACAGAGUUUCCACUAUAGAGAUGAUUAAACUGUACAGGUGACACAAACUGUAGCACAAUAAAGAUUUUAUUUACAAAUGUA